AUGAUUAUUUACUCUCUCAAUAUUAGAGGUGGUGGAAAGAGAGUGAAGAGGAGGAGAGUCGGUUUCAACAUUCAAAAGGGAAUGGCGGACAUAGCUUCUAUUCAAGAAACUAAACUGAGUGAUUUUCACCAUAAAUAUGCUGAGGAUUUGUGGGGUAAUGAGUUGGUGGAAUGGUCUCACAUGGAGGCGGUAGGUGCUUCAGGGGGAAUUCUAACUAUGUGGAGGAAAGAUUUUUUUAGCUUGAUUUAUAGUUUCCGGGGUGAAGGUUACUUAGGUGUUUGUGUGGAAAAAGAAAAUAGAAGACUUUAUUUUGUCAAUAUCUACGCCUCUUGUGAUCACAAUGCUAGGUUGAUUUCUUGGAAGAAGUUAGUGGAUUUAAAAAGAAGGAGUGUAGCCGGAUCGUGGUGCUUAGGAGGUGACUUCAAUCUUGUUUCGUCUUUGGAAGAGAGAGUUGGCAUUUCAAAAAAGAAUUACAAAAGGGAGAUUGGAGGCUUUAAUGAGUUCAUUGUUGAUAUGGAUUUGGUGGAUCCUCCUACCAUAGGAGGAAAGUUCACUUGGUCCAAUAAAAGUGGAAGUGCGUUGAGUAGAUUGGAUAGAUUUCUUCUAUCGAAUUCUUUUAUUAAUGAUUGGAAGGUAGAAGGCCAAUCUAUAGGUGAAAGAGAUGUUUCGGAUCAUGCUCCCAUUUGGAUCAAAGAUAAUAAGAGAGAUUGGGGAUCUAAACCUUUUAGAUUCAACAAUAUUUGGUUUACUCAUGAGGAUUUUUUUAGUUUUGUGGAGGAGGAGUGGAAAAAACUUGAGGUGAAAGGUAGAGGGGAUUUUUGCUUUGUGGAGAAGUUAAAAGCUAUCAAAAGAAAAAUCCGUCUUUGGAAUAAGGAGGUCUUCGGAUGGAUUGAUCUUAACAUUGAAGAAGCGGGGAAAGAGAUGCACUUUUUAGAUAACAAGUUUGCUCAUUUUGCCGGUAAUGUUCCGGAGGACAUUGUUCUUCAAAGAUCGAAGGCGGCUAUAGAUUUUUGGAACAAUCUUUAUAAAAAGGAAGGUUUCCUCCGUCUCAAGUCGAGGAAAUUAUGGUUAUCCGAUGGUGAUAGUAACACGCAUUUUUUCCACAAUUCCCUUAAAGAGAGAAGAAGGCGGAAUGCACCGUGUUCUCUUUCUUCUAGUAGCGGUUUGUUGGAGAAUGUGGUUGAGGUAAAAUAUUAUGUUCAUGACUUUUUUAAGUCUCUUUUUGAAGAAGAGGUGGAGAGAAGGCCGAAUAUUGGUGGUUUGGGUAUGAAGAAGCUUCUUGAGAGGGAGGCUUUACGCAUUGAGCGUCCGUUCACGGAGGAGGAAGUUAAGGUAGCUAUUUGGUCGUGUGAUGGUAAUAAAAGUGCGGGUCCGGAUGGUUUCUCUUUAGAGUUUUAUAAAAGUUUUGGAUGGUGA
Messenger RNA from Vicia villosa (hairy vetch), 1416 nucleotides. RefSeq lists its product as uncharacterized. Gene Ontology annotation, molecular function: catalytic activity. Bases 1 to 1416 code for a protein of 471 amino acids. Lineage: Eukaryota; Viridiplantae; Streptophyta; Magnoliopsida; Fabales; Fabaceae. The record is from RefSeq and is a predicted model, not a curated record. The transcript has a single exon.